Molecule: messenger RNA, 813 nt
Organism: Lampris incognitus (smalleye Pacific opah)
Lineage: Eukaryota; Metazoa; Chordata; Actinopteri; Lampriformes; Lampridae
Gene: bhlhe22
Product: basic helix-loop-helix family, member e22
Exons: 1
Coding region: 1-813 (270 amino acids)
Molecular function (GO): protein dimerization activity
Source: RefSeq, a predicted model, not a curated record
AUGGACAGGAGGAUGAACUUGAACGGCGCCGGAGACAUUUUCCACAAAACUCUCAGCGCCGUGUCCGGCAAGAAGAUGGACCCUUUCAGGCCGUCGGCGGCCAUCGAACUAGCAGCCCGAGACCGCCAGUCCCCCAUCGGUUGUUUCGACCAGGCCGACUCGGACCCCAUUCAGCCGGGGGGCCUGGCGGCGGGGCGCGGGGGGCCCCACCUGGGGCUGCCGACCGGAUCCUUGUGCGUAAACUACGGCGAAAGCGCCAACAGGACCUCGGCGGCGGAGAGCAGCGGCGGGGAGCAGAGCCCCGACGACGACAGCGACGGCCGGUGCGACAUGGUCCUGCUGGCCGACCCGCGGACGGUGGGAGCGGGCGGCAAAGCCGAGGGGGGCGGCAAGAAGAGCAAGGAGCAGAAGACGCUGCGGCUGAACAUCAACGCGAGGGAGCGGCGGCGGAUGCACGACCUGAACGACGCGCUGGACGAGCUGCGCGCCGUCAUCCCCUACGCGCACAGCCCGUCGGUGCGCAAACUCUCCAAAAUCGCCACGUUGCUGCUCGCCAAGAACUACAUCCUCAUGCAGGCGCAGGCGCUGGAGGAGAUGAGGAGGCUGGUGGCGUAUCUCAACCAAGGACAGGCCAUCUCCGCCGCCUCGCUACCGGCCACCGCGGCCCUGGCGGCUCCCGGCCUGGGGGCGUACGAGCAGCCGCCCGGGUACCCCUUCACCGCCGGGGUGGCGGGGUCGUCGUGCCCCGACAAAUGCGCCCUGUUCAACAACGUCAACUCCAGCCUCUGUAAACAGUGCACCGACAAGCCUUGA